Molecule: messenger RNA, 762 nt
Organism: Anisakis simplex (herring worm)
Lineage: Eukaryota; Metazoa; Nematoda; Chromadorea; Rhabditida; Anisakidae
Source: the annotation of a GenBank genome assembly
AUGUUGGCGUCAUCGUGUGAGAUCAGUAAGAUCCGAGACGGUGAUUUGAUAUUCUUCAUGCGAUACUCGGCACUAAAUGGAAACGAAUUCGAGAACGCCGUCUGCAGUGUGGGUCAUACGCCGAACGUUUUUCAUGUGGGUAUGUUCUGUGCGAAUCGACAGUCCAUUGUGCAUACAGUACCCGCUGAUGGGGUCAUUUGUGAGCCGAUUGAUGAUACGGUAAGGCGUAUCGAUGCGGAUCAUGUUGAUGUGUUUACGGUUCGUAACGUUUCGGAUACGAUAGCUGAGAAUGCAUCCGAAUGGGCGAUGAGCAGAGUGGGCUGCAAGUAUAACGACAUAUUCUCACCGGACUCGUUGAAUUCCGACGGGCAAGAGGCGUAUUACUGUUGUGAGUUGAUGAUAAAAGCGUACGGCAAGUGUGGCAUAAAGGACCUGUGCCCGGAACAUCAACUGAACUUUGCCGAUUCGAAAGGCGUGAUAUUGCCGUUUUGGAUUGAGUACUAUAAGGUGCGUAAUUCGUUGAUACCGCAGGGACAGAAGGGCUCACAUCCAUCCAAACUGAUCACUUCGAAACAUUUGACUAGACGAUUCUCGAAGACAUUCCAACGAACGAUGAUGAAACGUUUUGUGGUGCCUCAACUGCUCGAUCAAACACUUCAUUUCAUCAAUGGAUCUCGUAUUGCUGCUGCACAAACUGCGAGAACUUUUGAUGUGAUUCAACCGAGAAGUGGUUCGUUCGUUUUUUAUUCACUUUUUUUCUGA